AUGUUGAGAUAUUGGGGGGAGAUACCAAUCUCAUCAAGCCAGACCAAUAGAAGUUCCUUUGAUUUGCUUCCACGGGAGUUCCGUCUGGUAGAAGUCCAUGACCCACCCCUACACCAGCCUUCAGCCAACAAGCCCAGGCCCCCCACUAUGUUGGACAUCCCAUCAGAGCCAUGCAGCCUCACUAUCCACACCAUUCAGCUGAUCCAGCACAACCGACGUCUGCGUAACCUCAUUGCCACAGCUCAGACCCAGAAUCAGCAGCAGACAGAAGGUGUAAAGACUGAAGAAAGUGAACCACUUUCCUCCUGCCCGGGAUCGCCUCCUCUACCUGAUGACCUCCUGCCUUUAGAUUGCAAGAAUCCCAAUGCACCAUUCCAGAUCAGGCACAGUGACCCAGAGAGUGACUUUUAUCGUGGAAAAGGGGAACCUGUGAUUGAACUCAGCUGGCACUCCUGUCGACAGCUCCUCUACCAGGCAGUGGCCACAAUCCUGGCCCACGCAGGCUUUGAGAGUGCUAAUGAAAGUGUCCUGGAGACCCUAACUGAUGUGGCACAUGAGUAUUGCCUUAAGUUCACCAAGUUGCUGCGCUUUGCUGCGGAUCGGGAGGCUCGGCUGGGACAAACUCCUUUCCCUGACAUUAUGGAGCAGGUAUUCCAUGAAGUGGGCAUUGGCAGUGUACUUUCCCUCCAGAAGUUCUGGCAGCACCGUAUCAAGGACUAUCACAGUUACAUGCUACAGAUUAGUAAGCAACUCUCUGAAGAGUAUGAAAGGAUUGUCAAUCCUGAGAAGGCCACAGAGGAUACCAAACCUGUAAAGAUCAAGGAAGAACCUGUGAGCGACAUCACUUUUCCUGUCAGUGAGGAGCUGGAGGCAGAUCUUGCUUCUGGAGAUCAAUCACUGCCCAUGGGGGUCCUCGGGGCUCAGAGUGAACGUCUGCCAUCUAACCUGGAGGUUGAAGCUUCACCACAGGCUUCAAGUGCAGAGGUAAAUGCUUCCCCACUUUGGAAUCUGGCCCAUGUGAAAAUGGAGCCUCAAGAGAGUGAAGAAGGUAAUGUCUCUGGGCAUGGCGUACUGGGUAGCGAUGUCUUCGAGGAGCCCAUGUCAGGCAUGAGUGAAGCUGGAAUCCCCCAGAGCCCGGACGACUCAGACAGCAGCUAUGGUUCCCACUCUACUGAUAGCCUCAUGGGGUCCUCCCCUGUCUUCAACCAGCGCUGCAAGAAGAGGAUGAGGAAAAUAUAA
This is a messenger RNA of Chrysochloris asiatica (Cape golden mole), 1239 nucleotides long. It is a transcript of the gene SUPT7L, whose product is annotated as suppressor of Ty 7 (S. cerevisiae)-like. Gene Ontology annotation, cellular component: SAGA complex. Lineage: Eukaryota; Metazoa; Chordata; Mammalia; Afrosoricida; Chrysochloridae. The transcript has 4 exons. Gene Ontology annotation, molecular function: protein heterodimerization activity; transcription coactivator activity. The record is from RefSeq and is a predicted model, not a curated record. The coding region runs from base 1 to 1239 and encodes 412 amino acids.